Vigna unguiculata (cowpea) is the source of this 644-nucleotide messenger RNA. RefSeq lists its product as uncharacterized. Lineage: Eukaryota; Viridiplantae; Streptophyta; Magnoliopsida; Fabales; Fabaceae. The record is from RefSeq and is a predicted model, not a curated record.
CCAACAGUACAAAAGCGACAAAGGUGUUGAGUGUGAACCAUAAUCUGGUUUGUCCAGUGAGAAGAGAGAGUUCCGAAAAGAUGAUGAAGGGCCUCUCCCUUGUGCUCCUCAUCCUUCUCCUCCACCACAACCUUCUCAACGCCGACAGCUGCGUCACAGAGGAUUGCCUCAUCGCCAACGAUUUGGAAUCAGAAUUCUCAUUUGGCUCUCAUGCCGCAAGAAUGCUCUACGAUGUCAGCCAAUCGGUGACCGGCAAAACAGGCAACGGCAACAACAAAGCCGUCGAUUGUCCACAAAAAGAAGCUUACCGCUCCUGCGUCCCUUCCCAAAACGGCGGUGGCCCCAACAAAAAAUGUGCUGAUUAUACCAGAAACUGCUAAGAACAUCUUCCCAUUUCGUUUCUUCUUUUCAGGUUAACUGUUUAAACUUUCAUUUCUUGUUUCCAGCUUCUCUCGACUCUUUAGUCUAAUUUAAUUUCCCUGUGUCUUGUUUGUUUCUUCAUUCUUCAAUUCUGCUGUUGUACUGUUACUGUCUCUGUAUUAUUGUGAUAUCAUCUGUACUCUCGGUUUAUCGAUUUGUGUUUAAGAAUAAUUCUAUGUAAGAUUGCAUGAAAUAAAUUACUACCUCUUCAGAGGGUUUCUUCA